Molecule: messenger RNA, 1039 nt
Organism: Rattus rattus (black rat)
Lineage: Eukaryota; Metazoa; Chordata; Mammalia; Rodentia; Muridae
Gene: B9d2
Product: B9 domain containing 2
Exons: 4
Coding region: 211-738 (175 amino acids)
Biological process (GO): cilium assembly
Cellular component (GO): MKS complex
Source: RefSeq, a predicted model, not a curated record
GAGCCUGCUGUUGCCCCAGCAACAACCCGGGAACCCUAGGAGAGCGAGGCUGCGGACCUAUCUACCUCAGGUCUUCCUCCGCCUGGAAGGGCCCGGGCGGGGCGCGAGACUAGCCUCGGCGUCGGCGGCCGCAAAGAGGAAGAGGCCAGGCCCAUGAACUACCAUCCCCGAAGCAGCUUUCGCUUCUAACGGUCAAGUACGCAGAGAGCCAUGGCCGAAGUGCACGUGAUCGGACAGAUCAUAGGGGCCACCGGUUUCUCUGAAGGUAGCCUCUUCUGCAAGUGGGGCAUCCACACAGGGGCUGCAUGGAAGCUCCUGUCAGGCGUCCGGGAAGGCCAGACACAGGUAGACACACCCCAGACAGGGGACAUGGCUUACUGGUCCCACCCCAUUGACCUGCACUUUGCUACGAAAGGUCUCCAAGGUUGGCCUCGACUUCAUCUCCAGGUGUGGUCCCAGGACAGCUUUGGCCGCUGCCAGCUUGCUGGCUAUGGCUUUUGCCAUGUGCCUAGCAGCCCAGGCACUCACCAGCUGGACUGCCCUACAUGGAGGCCCCUGGGUAGUUGGAGGGAGCAGCUAGCACGGGCUUUCGUGGGUGGCGGGCCACAGCUGCUGCACGCAGACACCAUCUACAGCGGGGCCGACCGCUACCGCCUGCACACGGCCGCGGGUGGCACAGUGCACCUUGGUAUUGGCCUGCUGCUGCGCCACUUUGAUCGCUACGGUGUGGAGUGUUGAGGGACUUCACUGCCACCAGUCACCAUCAUCCACAGCCCUGCGCACACGACGGCACAGCAGUGAAGCAGGCACAUGGACUCUGGAGACUGUCAGUCCUGAUCUCACCCAAGUCAUGGCCCUUAUGCCAUGGACUGCAAGGCCAGGAACUACCCCUGUGGCCCAUGCUCCACUGAAUUACCGGGUAAAAGUGUGAGUUGGAGGGACUUGAGGAGAGCCUGCUGUUUGGCACUGUCAGGGGCACUUAAUAAAAGCAUGCAUUUCUCAUAGGUAAGGUGUCCCCUCGUACCCGCUGCAGUUCUCA